Messenger RNA from Gekko japonicus, 1070 nucleotides. RefSeq names its product dnaJ homolog subfamily C member 5. Gene Ontology annotation, biological process: regulation of synaptic vesicle cycle. The transcript has 4 exons. The coding region runs from base 5 to 601 and encodes 198 amino acids. The record is from RefSeq and is a predicted model, not a curated record. Gene Ontology annotation, cellular component: membrane; intracellular membrane-bounded organelle; presynapse. Lineage: Eukaryota; Metazoa; Chordata; Lepidosauria; Squamata; Gekkonidae.
CAAGAUGGGAGACCAGAGGCAACGUUCACUGUCUACCUCCGGAGAAACGCUGUACCAUGUGCUAGGGCUGGACAAGAACGCCACCUCAGAUGACAUUAAAAAGUCAUACAGGAAACUUGCGUUAAAAUACCACCCCGACAAAAAUCCAGAUAACCCAGAGGCUUCCGAGAAGUUUAAAGAGAUCAACAACGCGCAUGCGAUAUUGACGGAUUCUACGAAACGAAAUAUCUACGACAAGUACGGUUCCCUGGGUCUGUACGUAGCAGAGCAGUUUGGAGAGGAGAACGUGAACACGUACUUCGUGCUAUCCAGCUGGUGGGCAAAGGCACUGUUCGUAUUCUGUGGGCUCAUCACAGGCUGCUACUGCUGCUGCUGCCUCUGCUGUUGCUGUAACUGCUGCUGUGGAAAGUGUAAACCGAAACCCCCCGAAGGUGAAGAACAGGAAUAUUACGUCUCCCCUGAAGACUUGGAGGCACAGCUACAGUCGGAUGAAAGGGAGGCCGCCGACACGCCUAUCGUGAUACAGCCAGCGUCUGCGACAGAGACGACCCAGCUCACAGCGGACUCCCACCCCAAGUACCACACCGACGGGUUUAACUAAACGAAAGGAAGCACUGUUAACUUUAAAAAAAAGAAAAGAAAGAAAGAUAAAACAUAAAUAAUAUGGCCAACCCAGCACUUAGAAUCAUGGACAUUAGAAAUAGAGUACAGGGAGGGGAAAAGGUUCUGCCACAAUAAAGAAGGCAGCCUCCAAACCUGCCGAGAAUAUUUUGUAAUCCCUUCUUCGCCUUUUGUCACCUUUGGUGUCGUAUCUCGAUGAUACAUGGAAGUACUGUAGCAUGCAGUAUUUAAAAGCAGUUUAGCAUUUGGUCUUAUUUCGUUCUCCUUCUCUCCUUCCUCCUCCUCCUCCUCCUCCUCCUUCUACUUCUUUUUUUUUAAAAAAAAUAGCAUGCGUGGAGUUUACGUUAUAAAUGUCUUUGUGUUGUAAUGUAUCGAGGAGUUAUCACGGCGAGUGUGACGGAGACAUUUCUGCAUUCUAAGCAGUGGCACCAGCCCAAAAUGAGUCUAAA